GACCCACCCAUGGGUGAUGUGAACCAAAGGGUGACAGGAGUCAGGACCCCAGAUUGCAUGUUGGUGUUGGUGGGUAUUGUGCGAUUUUGACAGUACAGAGACACGUUUUUUCUUUGACACCCCCUCCCCUGCGCAGUUUUUAAAGACUUGCCACUGGAGGAAUCCCCCCCCUUUGUAUGAUUGGGUUGCUCUUCCCGUCAGAUAAUGAAGGAUAGCUGCUAUUUAGGCGGGGGAGGGUGUCCCAAUUGCAUCCUGGAAGCAGGAGAACUCAGGCUGCUCCAUCAAGAAAGGGGUGUGUUGUGCUAGGAGCUCCUAUUAUGGUUAAUGUGGAUGCAUUUAUGUGAUGGGAGGGGGGCCUUCCUUCCUCUACCAGGGCUAGUUGAAUGUUGGGAUUUUUCUUUGUAGGGUGUACAUAAACUAGAAUCCUUUCUUCCUUCUAAGGCAUCUCUGUUGGGAGUGGCUGCCAGGCAGGCAAAUGUUCCUUACGCCUUCUGGUUACUAUUUUGAUGUCUUUGCCUGGACACCUCUUGUGGUGUAUAGCAACAUUUUCUGGGGGAGAGGAGAGGCGAUAUAAGGGAGUUUAGCCAAUAGGAUCUGAACUCUGGGAUCUGCUCUUCACUUCCACCCCCAGUUUAAUAAAGCGGAACAUGCUUCUUAACUUGUGUCUCCAAAACCUAACAUCUUGGCGACCCUCCCACAAGGUUGCUUUGGUGCACUUUGGGGUCGUGACCCAUCUGCGUUGGGGAAAGGCAAAUCAUUGGCAGGCAACGCCUAGAAUGGCACAUUGUUAACUUGUGGCCAGUGUUGCACCUCCUCCCCACCACACUCCACUUGGACUUAAGUUUCUUGCUUGCGCCAGUAAUAGGGAAGUAAAAUACAGGAUUUCCCCACAGUUUCCCAUGCAACAGGAUAUCAGGAAAAGAAACGGUGCCAGAGACCCUGUACUUCUCUGUUUUGGGUUGUUGUGGUUGGCGGGAAGAUCCCCGGCAGCUUGGCUUCUCUGUACUGCUUGCAGGGUUCAUCCUGUUGCUGUCACUCUGCUGCUGAGCUCCUGAGGAGUCCCUUGGAGGGAGUUUGGGAAGACCUCUAGCAGGUGCUGUCAAUACUGAUGAGAGAUCUUAUAUGCCAAGACUGUCAGUAUUUGAAUAGACCACAUCAUGCGUGAGUACAAGCUAGUGGUCCUUGGCUCAGGUGGCGUUGGGAAGUCUGCUUUGACUGUACAGUUUGUUCAGGGAAUUUUUGUUGAAAAAUAUGACCCCACAAUAGAAGACUCCUACAGAAAGCAAGUGGAAGUAGACUGUCAACAAUGUAUGCUUGAAAUCCUCGAUACAGCAGGGACAGAGCAAUUUACAGCAAUGAGGGAUCUCUAUAUGAAGAAUGGUCAGGGGUUUGCACUAGUAUAUUCUAUUACAGCACAGUCCACGUUCAAUGACUUGCAGGACCUGAGGGAGCAGAUCUUACGGGUCAAGGACACAGAAGACGUUCCCAUGAUUCUGGUUGGCAAUAAAUGUGACCUGGAAGAUGAACGUGUAGUUGGCAAAGAACAGGGACAGAACUUAGCAAGACAGUGGUGUAACUGUGCCUUUCUAGAGUCAUCUGCAAAGUCAAAAAUCAAUGUUAACGAGAUCUUUUAUGAUCUCGUCAGACAGAUAAAUAGAAAAACACCAGUGGAAAAGAAGAAGCCUAAAAAGAAAUCAUGUCUGCUGCUCUAGACCCACAGCAUGCAGCAGCUCUGAGCCAGGAUUACAGGAAUGAAGAACUGUUGCCUAAUUUGGAAAGUUCCACCAUUCCAGAAUUCAAAUAACUACACCACAAAUUAACAACAUAUCCGAAGAGGCUUCUGUUUUUAUAUAUUAUGUGAAGAAUUUAGAUCUUAUAAUGGUUUGCACAAAGGUCCCUUGGGGGGGAGGAAAUAAAAUAAAAUUGCUUUGUGUAUAUCUCUUGGGAAUUAAAGACAAUAGUACUUCUCCUUUGCAAUAGCAGUUAACAGAUGUGAUAAUAAAUAUAAUUGACUCUAGUUGUAUGAUUAUACAAAAGAGCAUGGAUGCAUUUCAGAUGUUAGAUAUUGCUACUAUAAUUUCAUAUUGACCUCUUACCAUAAUUCUUCUCCCAUCCAGCACUAAAAAUGGUCAGCCAGUAAUACUUUAUAUCUAUCAUGAUAGAUACAAUUAUACAAAUUUUACCCUUUGAACUCAUGGCAGCAAAUAACUUUCCAAGUCAUUGACUUCAUUUUAUAUUUAAAAAGUUACGGAAUAUCAUUAUUUUCAUUCUGCCAUUAUAUUCUAAUUAAAAUUGUGCAUAAUGCUUUGGAAAAAAAUGGGUCUUUUAUAGGAAAAAAACUGGGAUAACUGAUUUCUAUGGCUUUGAAAGCUAAAAUAUAUAAUAUACUAAACCAACUCUAAUAUUGCUUCUUGUGUUUUACUGUCACAGAUUAAAUUACAGCUUUUAUGAAUGAUUAAAUUUUAGUACAUUUUCA
Zootoca vivipara (common lizard) is the source of this 2476-nucleotide messenger RNA. Lineage: Eukaryota; Metazoa; Chordata; Lepidosauria; Squamata; Lacertidae. The record is from RefSeq and is a predicted model, not a curated record.